This is a messenger RNA of Acanthosepion pharaonis, 780 nucleotides long. Lineage: Eukaryota; Metazoa; Mollusca; Cephalopoda; Sepiida; Sepiidae. The record is from the annotation of a GenBank genome assembly.
AUGCAUCUUAAAGAUUCAUCAGCCUUGUCACACAUUUUACUCUCUCUCUCUCUCUCUCUCUCUCUCUCUCUCUCUUUGUCUUCCACUCUCUCUCUCUGUCUGCCACUCCCUCGCUCUUACUGUCUGUCUCUUUCUCUUUGUCUCUGUCUGUCUGUCUCCGUCUCUCUCAUUGUCUAUCUGUCUGCCUGUCUCUCUCUCUCAUCUCUCUCUUUCUGUUUCUCAGUUUGUCUGUCUGUUUCUCUUUCUGUCUUUCUGUCUCUCUCUGUCUCUGUCUGUCUGCCUUCUGUUUUUAGGUCUGUUUUAACCAAUGCCUCUCUCUCUCUCUCUCUCUCUCUCUCUCUCUCUCUCUCUCUCUGUCCCUGUCUGUCUGCAUCAGUCUCUCUCUCUAGUUCUCUCUGUUGCUCUCUCUGUCUGCCUAUCUUUCUCUCUCUGUUUGUUUCUCUCUGUUGGUCUAUCUCUGUUUCUGUCUCUGCCUCUCUCGCUUUCUCUCUCUCUCACUCUCUCUCACUCUCUCUCUGUCCUUAUCUGCCAGUCUCUCUGCCCGUCUCUCUCUCUUUUUGUCUCUCUGAGUGCCCCUCUCUCUCUCUCUCUCUCUCUCUCUCUGUUGGUCUAUCUCUGUUUCUGUCUCUGCCUCGCUGUUUCCCUCUCUCUCUCUCUGCGUCCUUAUCUGCCAGUCUCUCUCUCUCUCUCUCUUUGUCUCUCCUGAGUGCCUGUCUCUCUCUCUCUCUCUCUCUAUCUUUCUCUGUGUCUCUGUCUGUCUGUCUGCCCGUCUCUCUAUAG